Messenger RNA from Lactuca saligna, 1527 nucleotides. NCBI's taxonomy places the organism in Eukaryota, Viridiplantae, Streptophyta, Magnoliopsida, Asterales, Asteraceae. The record is from the annotation of a GenBank genome assembly.
AUGCACAACUUAAACCAGUACAUGACGAAAUCGAAAGAAGAUCUUCAAGGAAAGAGUAAAAGGCAUAAUAUCUCAAAGCAUUUCAGAAUAUUCCAAAAAGGAGACCUUACCUUCUUUAACCAGGUUUGCCAAUUGGAGCACCAAUUGUUUGAUCAUUUCUUCCCAUCAACAUCAGAGGAUAUAACAAGUCUGAAUCCUUUGGUAGAUCCACUAUGUACUUUCUUGUAUGAUACACUGAGACCAAAGUUAAUCCAUGAAACAAAUCUUGAUGUUCUUUGUGAACUUGUGGAUAUUCUCAAAAUAGAAGUGGUAGAUAUUAAUGAAAGGUUAACCUUUCGUGCUCGAACACAUAUUCGUGAUGAGAUAGCAAAUUAUCCCCUACUGGAUGAAGAUCUAGAUGACCAUGGAAAGUUGGAACAAUCACCUGAUAUCAAAUCAGAUCCCACUUCUAUUGAACUGAGUUCAAAUGUUGUCAAGACUUGGUACCCUCCACUGGAAAAAACUGUAUCCUAUCUCUCAAAACUAUAUAACUGUCUGGAGCAAGCAGUUUUUAUUGGCCUUGCACAGGAAGCUGUUGAGGUUUGCUCUAUAUCCAUCCAAGUCAACUUCUUUGGCAAGGAAACUGUUGACUCGAGUUUUGGAAAGUCAAAUUACCACAAAGAAGGCCGUGAAAAUGGGAAUGUCACAGAAAAUAAAAGCAAUCCCAAUUGGACAGAUCUUCAAGCCCAAAACUCAAGUUCUGAUCUCUCAGACCUUAAGUCCAGGAAAUACAAUUCCAUCCCUUUUGCUGGACCUAACGGUGUUGGGCUUAAUAUUACACUUAGUAUGGAUUGCAAUCAAAAUAAAAGUGAUACAGGGGAACAUAAUGCAUCGGAACCCAAUGCUCGUAUUAAUCAGGCUCCGAAUCCUAUCAAGCAUAUUCCUGAAUUUGAAGUUCUUGAGGAACAUCUACAACAACAAUUCUCCAGUUUUAUCUCCGAAAGCGAAGACGAUCACCUCUCGUUCGAGGAGGAAGAUGUAGAUUUUAAUGAAGAGAGUGGUUUCUACUCAGAGACGAACAUGGUUUGGAAUCGGAAAGAUAAGAGAAGUAACAAGAAAAGGAAGCAACACAAGAUGAAAUCUCUAGUACCUCCAUGUGACUGCCGAACGAAAAAAAAUGGAACAUGCUUCAGACACGAUCACCUUUCAGGUGAUCCAAACAAGAUCUGGAUUCUCUGCGGUGAUUUUAACGAAGUUAGAUCUAAAGAAGAAAGGAAAGGUUCAAUGUUCUCGGUCAAUUGCGCUCAUGCUUUCAAUUCCUUCAUUGCUAACUGUGGUCCUGUCGAUCUUCACUUGGGUGGGAGGAAGUACACUUGGAUGAACACGGAGGGCUCCAAAUUUAGCAAAAUGGACCGGUUUCUAGUAUCUAACAUGUUCCUUCAGUUUUGGACCAACUCUAACACGCUUGCUCUUCCACGUUUAUACCCUGACCAUUGUCCCAUUAUGUUGAAUACUAAUAGUCUAGAUUUUGGUCCACUACCUUUCUAA